AAACUGCUUUCACUUACUAGUUUUCGAAGCAACCUGCGAGGUCAUUUAUUCUAUAAUGACGGAUGUUGAAUUUUGGGCUAGUUUUUUAGGUCAGCUCUGUUGAGUUGUUGAGAAAUUAGUACUAGAUAUUUUACUUUGUCAUCGAUUCAUCAAAAUGCAACGGAUUUGUGUUGCUCUAACAGCAUUAUAUGUUGAUUCUGUUUGGACCAAUAUUUAGACAUAGUUUGUCUACGGAUGGAACAUGGGAUUGAAGUCCUUUGCUAACCAUGGGGUUUUGUGGUUCGGUCGAGUAUGGUUAUAAUAUGAAAUUGCACAAACUGUGGGUUCCCAUUGUAUGCAUCUGUCACAAGUUCAAAACUUUAGUAGAUUCAUCUUUGUUCUUGUAAUCGCAGCACCCAAUUUAAUUGGUUUAGUAGAUUCAUCAUUGGUGAAUGUACCUCAUAAGUUCCUUUGUUAUAAUGAUCUUAGUAAAUGGAUGAAGUAAAAUUAAAUCUACUUUUUUUUAAUAUCAUUUACGGUUUAAUAAAGUUAUAUUUUUAUGAUUUUAUAGAUGAAAUUGUAAAUGAAAAAUAUAAUUUUCAUGAAAUUUUUUAAAUGGUAUAUGUUAACUUUUUUUUUUCACUUUUGUUUGUUUUGGAUUACAUUUUAUUUAUUUAUGUUUGAAAUGUUAUGUUUUAGUCACUUGUGUUAUUGUUUUGUUAUGAAGUGGUCAUUCUACCGUUAAGCUCCGUUACCUUCCUAAUAUCGGUCCAGCAUUGUAGUCUAAAUGAGUUUUAAAUGUCAAUUUGGAUGUCCUAUGUGGCAGUUCAAAUUAAAUUUAUUUAAUUAAAAACAUAUUUUCAUCCUAGCAGGUGAACAUCCAAGUUGGCCAUUUAGACCUCUAUUAUGGAGGUAAUGGACUAAGACGUAAUAUUUUAAAUAUAAAUGACUAAAAUAUAAUUUGAGGUAAAUAAAAGUGUCUUUUUUUAUAGUUUAUCCAAAAAAGAAUUUUCAAUUAGGUUUUGUUAGAUUAUUUUUAAUAAUAUAAAAAUUAAAUUAUUUUCAAAGGACAUUCACUUGUGUCGAUCAUGUCCAAGAAAUUGAGUCUACCUGAAUCAAUGUUGCAGCUAUGGAAGGACAGCAAUGUUGAACCAAGAAAGGAAAAAGGAUUCGGGAUUUAGUGAGUGAAACUGAGAGGGAUGAGAUAAUGGUGUAGAAAAUGUCUCGAAUUAUUUUACCCCAAAAGUUUCUCAUCAAUCCAAAAUUUUAAAGAUCAAAUUUAAAUUUGUAUUUUAGGGAAUCAUGAUAUUACCAUGAAGGUGUUAAAAAAAACAGUAAUAAAACAGUUAACUAAAAGAAAUUGGAGAUAAAAUUAGAAGUAGGGAUUUGAAGAGACAUAUUUAAGCCUAAAUUAAUUAAAAAGUAGAGUUAUAAUCUAAUGCAGACUCCAACAGGGAAGACAGUCAUUUGGCCGCGUUAGAUAUAUACAUAGUUUUUUCCCGCGUAAUAUAUAAUUAAUAAUUCAAAAAAUGUAAAGAUGAUAUAAAUAAAACCCCCUUCUAUCAUGAAUAUGAAUAAGCGUGUUCAUUACAAAUUCUCAAAAUUAAUAAUAAGAAAAACCAAUUAGUCUUUAAAACCAAUCAGGGAUCUGAUUCGAUGAUGAUCCAACGAAAUUUGAGGUUAUUUUUAAUGGUAAACUGUAUUCGUGCUUAGUUUUGCUGCAAAAAUGGAAUACUUUUGACUUUAAAUCCGUUCCUAAAUAGUAGGAGAAGGAAAAUACCAGUUCAAACACUCAACUAAACUGCAUCAAAUUUCGGAUCCUCCAUUUCUUUAAAAGAAUUUUCUCAGUUUCUUUUCUAUUCCAUUUUGAUCUUAUUUAUUUCCCACCAAUUUUUCUCACAAACUUCCGCGUUGCUGUUGCAAGCAGUACCGGAAAUUCCCCUCUCUUUUUAUCUUUAAUCCGUUUCCACAGUUAUUUUUCUUCGAUUAUUUGAAUGAAGCUGAGGUAGCUGUUUUAGGAACGAAGGCGAUUUGAAACAUUUUUGAAAGAAAGGAUUCAUGGAUAGUUAUUUGAACCAGAACUUCGAUUUGAAAUCGAAGCAUUCGUCGGAUGAAGCAUUGGAAAAAUGGAGGACAGUUGUUGGUUUCGUGAAGAAUCCGAAACGGCGGUUUCGAUUCACUGCCAACCUCUCCAAACUAGGAUUAUGGCAAUGUAGAGAUUGUUAUUAUUAUGGAAAAUUGCAGGAAAAAUUGAGAAUUGCUGUACUGGUUUCGAAAGCUGCCUUCCAGUUUAUAUCAGGUGUACAACCUAGUGACUAUGUUGUUCCUGAGCAAGUCAUAGCUGCUGGUUUUCAACUUUGUGCUGAUGAGUUAGGAUCCAUUGUGGAAGGCCAUGAUGUGAAGAAACUAAAGUUUCAUGGUGGAGUUAGUGGCAUUGCUGAAAAACUCUCCACAUCCACCAACACUGGACUAAGUUCUGAUGCUGCUUUGUUGAGUAAAAGACAAGAGAUUUAUGGAAUCAAUAAGUUUGCUGAGCCUGAAGCUAAGGGAUUCUGGGUCUUUGUUUGGGAAGCUCUUCAGGAUAUGACUCUUAUGAUCCUUGGGGCAUGUGCUAUUGUGUCGUUGGUCGUUGGGAUAGCAAUGGAAGGUUGGCCAGCCGGAGCUCAUGAUGGACUUGGGAUUGUUGCAAGUAUCUUAUUAGUCGUGUUCGUCACGGCAACCAGCGAUUAUCGCCAAUCUUUGCAGUUUAAGGAUUUGGACAAGGAGAAAAAGAAAAUCACCAUUCAGGUAACAAGAAAUGAUUGUAGGCAGAAAUUAUCUAUAUAUGAUUUGCUUCCUGGUGAUAUUGUACACCUUAAUAUUGGUGACCAAGUCCCUGCUGAUGGCCUUUUUGUGUCGGGAUUUUCCGUGCUAAUCGAUGAAUCAAGUUUAACAGGGGAGAGUGAGCCAGUAGUGGUGAAUGAUAAAAACCCUUUUAUGCUUUCUGGUACUAAGCUUCAAGAUGGAUCAUGCAAGAUGUUGGUUACCACUGUUGGGAUGAGAACUCAAUGGGGCAAAUUGAUGGCAACCCUCAGUGAAGGGGGAGAUGAUGAGACCCCACUGCAGGUGAAAUUGAAUGGAGUAGCAACUAUCAUUGGGAAGGUAGGCCUGUUUUUUGCUGUAGUGACUUUUGCCGUAAUGGUGCAAGGACUGUUACGGAGUAAACUGCAAGAAGGGACUAUCUGGAGUUGGUCUGGCGAUGAGGCACUGAAAUUGCUGGAGUUCUUUGCUGUUGCAGUGACAAUUGUUGUUGUUGCAGUUCCUGAGGGUCUACCAUUGGCAGUGACUCUGAGUCUUGCUUUUGCCAUGAAGAAGAUGAUGAAUGAUAAAGCACUAGUUCGACACCUUGCAGCUUGCGAGACUAUGGGGUCAGCAACCGGUAUUUGUAGUGAUAAAACUGGGACACUAACUACUAAUCGCAUGACGGUUGUGAAAUCAUGCAUUUGCAUGAGCGUCAAGGAAAUAAAUAGCACCAAUAAAGCUUCUUUCUGCUCUGAGAUUCAUGAAUCUGCUAUAAAACUUCUGCUACAAUCAAUUUUUAUGAACACUGGAGGUGAAAUUGUUACUAGCAAAGAUGGAAGACGUGAGAUAUUGGGAACUCCCACAGAGACCGCUUUGUUAGAGUUUGGCUUGUCUCUAGGUGGUGAUCCCCAAACAGAACGACAAGCAUCAAAAACUGUUAAGGUUGAGCCAUUCAACUCUACAAAGAAAAGAAUGGGAGUAGUGCUGGAGCUUCCUGGAGGAGGGUUACGAGCGCAUACGAAAGGUGCUUCGGAGAUAGUUUUGGCUGGAUGUGACAAGGUGAUCGAUUCUAAUGGAGAAGUUGUUCCGUUAGAUGAAAAAUCCAUUAACCACCUCAAUGCUACAAUAAAUGAGUUUGCUAAUGAGGCUCUUCGGACCCUGUGCCUUGCUUAUUUGGAGCUCAAAAAUGGUUUCUCCUCAGACAAUGCUAUUCCGGUUUCGGGGUAUACUUGUUUAGGAAUUGUGGGCAUUAAGGAUCCUGUUCGCCCUGGUGUCAAAGAAUCUGUGGCUAUUUGUCGAACUGCUGGGAUUACCGUAAGAAUGGUUACAGGAGAUAACAUAAACACCGCAAAGGCUAUAGCCAGGGAAUGUGGGAUUCUUACAGAUGAUGGUAUAGCCAUUGAAGGUCCAGAUUUCAGAGAGAAGUCGCAGGAAGAACUGCUCAAGUUAAUUCCUAAGAUUCAGGUGAUAGCUCGAUCUUCUCCUAUGGACAAGCAUACUCUGGUAAAGCAAUUGCGAACUACAUUUGAUGAAGUUGUUGCUGUGACUGGUGAUGGAACGAAUGAUGCUCCAGCUCUGCAUGAAGCAGAUAUCGGAUUAGCAAUGGGAAUUGCUGGAACUGAGGUGGCCAAGGAGAGUGCUGAUGUCAUCAUUCUUGAUGACAAUUUCUCAACCAUUCUGACAGUGGCCAAAUGGGGCCGUUCAGUGUACAUAAAUAUUCAGAAAUUUGUACAGUUUCAACUGACUGUCAACAUUGUUGCCUUAAUUGUUAACUUCUCCUCAGCAUGUUUGACAGGGAGUGCUCCUCUGACAGCUGUUCAGCUAUUGUGGGUGAAUAUGAUCAUGGAUACUUUAGGAGCACUUGCACUUGCAACCGAGCCGCCAACCGAUGAACUAAUGAAACGUGCACCAGUGGGAAGGAAAGGAAAUUUUAUCAGUAACGUCAUGUGGAGGAACAUCUUUGGGCAAUCUUUCUAUCAGUUGAUGGUCAUAUGGUAUCUUCAAGCAAGAGGAAAAGCAAUGUUUGAACUCGAUGGCCCCGAUUCAACUCUGAAAUUGAACACCCUUAUUUUCAAUUCGUUUGUCUUCUGUCAGGUAUUCAAUGAGAUAAGCUCACGAAACAUGGAGGAAAUAAAUGUUUUGAGCGGGAUAUUAAAUAACUCUGUGUUCGUGGCUGUCCUUGGGUGCACGGCAGUAUUCCAAAUCAUCAUCAUCGAAUUUUUGGGUACAUUUGCGAGCACAACGCCGCUGACAUAUUCACAGUGGGGCCUAAGCGUGGUGAUCGGGUUCUUCAGCAUGCCGAUCGCUGCUGCUUUGAAGCUGGUCUCAGUAUGAAGCCUAUAUGCCUGGAUUUUGUGAAGAACAUCAAGGAAGCCUUAAUGUCACUCUUCGUGAUGUAAGAAUCUCCAAGUGACUAUAAACCUUUUUUUCUUUGUUGACAAUUGACUGAUUUUCUUGCAAUUAAGAAGGUAAAUAGGGAGUUUUGGGAUCAACCUUUAGGAAUUCAUCCAUUUCUUUUGAAACAUUUUCUGGAUUUUUUUGGGGGGGUUUAUUGUCCAAGAAGUAGGUUGGUUCUUAUAUUUUGUAUUCGUUGUUCUUAAUUUAUUUAUAUGUAAGAACAUAAAUUUUUUCAUAUAAUUAUUGGUUUUAAUUUAUUCA
Gossypium raimondii (Peruvian cotton) is the source of this 5418-nucleotide messenger RNA. Its product is annotated as calcium-transporting ATPase 2, plasma membrane-type. Gene Ontology annotation, cellular component: intracellular membrane-bounded organelle; membrane. The record is from RefSeq and is a predicted model, not a curated record. The coding region runs from base 2038 to 5094 and encodes 1018 amino acids. Gene Ontology annotation, molecular function: P-type calcium transporter activity; calmodulin binding; ATP binding. Lineage: Eukaryota; Viridiplantae; Streptophyta; Magnoliopsida; Malvales; Malvaceae. Gene Ontology annotation, biological process: calcium ion transmembrane transport. The transcript has 7 exons.